AUGGUAAAAAUCAGAGAAAAGGAUAAACGAACACGUGAAGAAUAUUUCGACAUGACAUCAAAGGAGCAAAAAUUAGAGAAUGAGAAAACUGAUGAGCCUGAAUAUUUACAUAUCGGUGAUAUGACAGAAAAAUGUCAAUAUUGCGAUCCUUCCUGUUUUAAAAAUGAAAAGGGGAGAUCUACGAACACUCGCUUUUGUCAUGGAAUAUUUAAGCUGCCUGAACAUAAUGCAUAUCCACAAGAGUUGAAAGAUUUACUAUACUUACGGUGA
Macrosiphum euphorbiae (potato aphid) is the source of this 270-nucleotide messenger RNA. The record is from the annotation of a GenBank genome assembly. NCBI's taxonomy places the organism in Eukaryota, Metazoa, Arthropoda, Insecta, Hemiptera, Aphididae.